Molecule: messenger RNA, 1825 nt
Organism: Chara braunii
Lineage: Eukaryota; Viridiplantae; Streptophyta; Charophyceae; Charales; Characeae
Source: the annotation of a GenBank genome assembly
GCUGUGGUUAGGGCCAGUUCCACGUUGCCAGCAGCACGUCAGCCGGCAGCCAGCAGUCUGAGUCCACGUCAUCAGUGAAGCAGGAGUUUGCAUACCUGUCAUUGAUCAGGCAGCAGUUCGCGUGCAGGUCAUCAAUCAAGCAGGAGUUCGUGUACACGUCAUCAAUCGAGGUUAUCAGCAGCCAGCAGUUUAAAUAUCUAGAGUACACGUCAACAACUCAAUCCGGAGUACAUGUCAGCACUCAAUCAGGACUCCACGUCAGCACUCAAUCAGGAGUCCACGUCAUCCUCUUCCUCGACCACCUGUCGCCCCGCUCGUGCGCUUAAUCAUCUUCUUUCCAUUUGAUCUCGUGGUGGAAAGGAAAGGAGGAGAUGGCUUCCCCUCUAGCCAUCAGGGCUGUGCCUAGGUGGAAGAAUUGGCUUGUUGCGGGCAGCCUCUCGGCGUUUGCCGGUGCAGUGUACCUGUACACAAUGAAAGCUGUUGCAAGCGAUGACAUAGACCGCGCUGUUGCCCAAGUGGAGAGAGAGAAAGCCAUGGAGGCAAAGUCGCAGAAGAGGAAAGUCAAAGUGAGCAUCAAGGAUUUCCGGAAGUCAACGGGCGGCGAUCAGGGGGCGGAAGGGGGGGGAGUGAUCAAAGGCAUCCUGGACGUCGAGACCGACAAGCUGCAGAGGGAUCCCAGCGGUGAGAGAGCAUGCUUAGCUGUCAUUGUGUGCGGGGAGGAUGGGGAGUACUACAGCGACCCGUGUACCGCGGCCGACUUCGGUAUCCCAACCAGUCCCGACUAUAGCGUCUGUGAAGGUAAGCCUCAGUAUUCCCUCGUUGCCUGCGACUCUGACGGCGUCUGCCAUGCAGACGACGACGACGACGACGACGACGAAGCAGAAGAAGAAGAAGAAGAAGAAGGAGCACAUGAUGACGUCCACUCCUCUUCCCAAGCACGCCAUGCCCGGUAUGAUCACGACGCUGAAGAGGGUGCUCAGCUGGAAGGAGGCGUGGGAGAAGAAAAAGAUGACGUCAACUCCACCUCCUCGAUAGAAGUGCAUGGCAAUGGCGAUGGGGAGAAUGGUCAGCACAACCUUGGACUCUCUCAUUCCCUGAGGCAGGAAGAAGAACAAGAGUUGGGAUCAACUCCAUCCUCUCUCUCUUUCCGACUAAGUUCUGCGGGCAGCGCCAGCAGACCAAGGUACGUGCCUGGUCCGGUUCACCUCUUCCUUCGCCAGCAUGUGCCAGUCCCUCUGCCUAACCACAAAGCAAACGGAGAACACAUAACGUUGGACGUCAACACGUGGCUUCGCAGCGCUCUGGUGUCGACAGAUAUCCCUCCGCGGGUGACAAGUGUGGUGUUCUGGGUGAGUCACACAGCAGAAGGCGGCGCGCUUUACUUGCUGCUGAAGCGCGCCGAGGGAGGUGUUUGUCUUAAGACCGUCGACGUUGAGAAGCAGGUCGACAUAUCGUUCGACUGCGGACCCGGCAUCGCGCAGGCGGCGCAGUAUGCCAAGUUUCACAGAGGAACGAUUCAAAAAGCCAAGAACAGAGACUUCAACGACGCUAGACUGGUGUACUUGCGCACAGGGAAACAGAGUGCAUCGUGCUUCAACUCCCUCGUUUGCGCCAGAUACCAUAGGAAUGGUACCCUCACGUACGUCGGCCACGCCACGCAUCAGUCCAUCGCGGCAACCAGCAAACCCUUCCUUCUCUACACCAAUAGGGGAGCGGAACUCGAGGUUGUCGACUACACCACUGCAAGCCCGCCCAAGACCAAAAGGCGAUAUGCCGCCAUCGAACUCCUCCACCGAUUAGAUCAGGAGUAAGCCCCCCCCCCCCC